AUGCCUACCCUUGGGGCUACCUACUUCAUAUGGCAAUCGACUGACGUGCAUUUAUACCGCAAUCAGUUUUUGCCCAAGGACAUCCGGAUCGUGGGUUAUGCUAGAACCAAGAUGGACCACGACGAGUACAUCCGCCGCAUCAAGUCGUAUAUCAAGACCCCUACGAAGGAAAGCGAGCAGCAGCUCGAGGAGUUCUGCUCCAUCUGCACAUACGUCUCCGGCCAGUAUGAUCGCGACGACUCCUUUUUGCAGCUCAACAAACAUUUGGAGGAACUCGAGCAAGGAAGGAAAGAGAACAACAGACUCUUUUACAUGGCUCUGCCCCCCAGUGUUUUCACCAUUGUUUCACAACACCUCAAGAAGUGCUGCUACCCCUCCAAGGGCGUCGCCCGUGUUAUUGUCGAGAAACCGUUUGGCAAGGACUUGGCGAGCUCUCGGGAAUUGCAGAAGUCGCUUGAGCCCGACUGGAGGGAAGAGGAAAUUUUCCGCAUCGAUCACUAUCUCGGAAAGGAGAUGGUGAAGAACAUUCUCAUCCUGCGCUUCGGCAACUCCUUCCUCGGCGCUACCUGGAACAGGCAUCACAUCGACAACGUUCAGAUCACAUUCAAGGAACCAUUUGGUACCGAGGGUCGUGGCGGUUAUUUCGACGAGUUCGGCAUUAUACGCGAUGUCAUGCAGAACCAUUUGUUGCAGGUUCUUACGCUGCUUGCCAUGGAGCGCCCCAUCUCUUUCUCCGCUGAGGAUAUCCGUGAUGAGAAGGUGCGGGUCCUCCGCGCCAUUCCGGCAAUCGAGCCCAAGAACGUCAUCAUUGGCCAGUACGGAAAGUCGCUUGACGGAAGCAAGCCUGCUUACAAAGAAGACGAUACCGUCCCCAAGGAUUCCCGCUGCCCCACUUUCUGUGCGCUAGUUGCGUACAUUAAGAACGAGCGUUGGGACGGCGUACCCUUCAUCAUGAAGGCAGGCAAGGCCUUGAACGAGCAGAAGACCGAGAUCCGCGUGCAGUUCAAGGAUGUCACAUCGGGCAUUUUCAAGGACAUUCCUCGCAACGAGCUUGUCAUGCGCAUUCAGCCCAACGAAAGUGUCUACAUCAAGAUGAACUCCAAGCUUCCUGGCCUGAGCAUGCAGACCGUCGUCACUGAGCUCGACCUUACCUACAGGAGACGCUUCUCCGACCUCAAGAUUCCUGAGGCCUACGAGUCUCUCAUCCUUGACUGCUUGAAGGGCGAUCAUUCCAACUUUGUCCGUGACGAUGAGCUCGAUGCCAGCUGGAGAAUCUUUACCCCUCUGCUCCACUAUCUCGAUGAUAAUAAGGAAAUCAUCCCGAUGGAGUAUCCUUACGGUUCUCGGGGUCCGGCUGUUCUGGAUGACUUUACGGCCUCGUACGGCUACAAGUUUAGCGAUGCUGCGGGCUACCAGUGGCCCACAACCUCCGCUAUGGGUUCGGGCAUGAAGCUGUAA
Molecule: messenger RNA, 1458 nt
Organism: Sordaria macrospora k-hell
Lineage: Eukaryota; Fungi; Ascomycota; Sordariomycetes; Sordariales; Sordariaceae
Source: RefSeq, a predicted model, not a curated record